CUGAGUUUGCAGUUGAGUGCGCCAGGGCAGCACGGCUGUAUUAUAUAACUUUAAUGUACUCACGGGUUUAAUGGCGCAAGAGCGGAACAUUGCGCCGCAGAUCUGUCGAUUCUCUGCGGAUUUAUCCUGAGAUUGCGAACGAUCGAUCACUUUUUUUUGUUGUUGUUGAUGUUUUUCUCUUCUCGCCGUGGACGUGCAUUAAAAGUUAUCGGCAGAUCUGCGAAACGUCGCACACGGUGGAUCUCGCCAGCCCCAGCUAGGUCAGCGGCGCCGUUGAUUUGAGUGAGAAAUAUUCCCGAGAAUGUUUUCCAGCCACAUGGAAAGAGGCGCAGAUCCGACUGAUAUGUCAACGCACAACAUUGCUGCCAGGAGGGGGGUUUAUUUCAGCCCUUGAUCGUGUGGACAUUGCGUUAUUUCUCAUAUUUUUUGCCCCCUCUCCAUGUUGGACUGACGGGAGAUGACCUAAUCGGUGGAGUGCGUCCCUUUUUUCACUACAGGAUAAAGAAAUGGAUCAGGGUGGACUGAAGCGCAAUGGUAAUCGAGACGACAGCCUGACAUUUGGGGAGAUAGGAGCUGAAGUAGUGAGAGAUUCAAGUGACACACCUGGUUCACUGCUCCAGUCUACGAUGCGUCUGCCUGGCCCUGGGUUUCUGCCCCAGCCCACAGUGGCCCCGAAUGGACGGGUUGGAACCAAAGACCAAGGGGAGCUUGGAGGACUCUUUGAGUCCCCUCAGCAUCAUGUCCUGUGCGAGGGGUCAGAUGUGAAGGAGAGCAAAAUGAUCAGGAUGCAGAAACCGCAACAACAGGAUAUUGGUAUAUUUAGCGUGGGGGAUAGCUUGUCGCUGUUGAACCAGAGUAUAUCAGAUCUUGACCGGACGUCCACCUCUGUCAUCAACACUUUAAACACCUCUGUCAUGGACAACCUCCCUCUGCCUGACCUUUUUUCCCAGCACAUCAAGCAGGAGGGGAUUUUUUCUCUGGACAAGGACAUGGGAACUUUUAGUGGACACACAGGCACUGGUCAAUGUGAUUUGGAUGGCAACAGCAGUCGCCUAAUGGAGGAUACCGAAAUUUGGCAAAACCUGGACCUUCCUAGCUCGCCGCCAGAAAUCAGUGCUUUCGAGUUGGUUCCAGAAGUGGAACACUUGGAUGACCUCCUACACGAGAGUGGCGGCGGCGGUCCUGUCGGCGGCUUGCUAAAGCAAGCAAAGUCUCUUGUGGGUAACGGAGAAAACUGUACCAGUGUGAACGGCACAGAGCAGCAUCACCAUCCCAUGCAAUACCAUCAUCCGCACCAGCAGCAACAGCACCACCACCUAGUACAGCACCAGCAACAUCAGCUACACCAUCAGCAGCAGCAGCAGCCUCCAGCACUCCUCUCCAGUGUCAUCAUCAAGGAGGAAAAGGAUCCCGACGACUCUUUCAUCCACAUCCGCACCCCUGGUGUGGUCAAACAGGAGAAGCAGGACAGUGCUGGUUUCUGCCAGUCGCAGUGUCUCCAGAAUAGCAUGAGCUCCCUCCACGGUGGAGGAGGAGGGCCCAUGUCCUCUUCUAUGGGCACUGGUGCAGGCCCUAGCUGCCACUACACAGCCAAUCCGCCUUCCACAGUGGGCCUACAAGACCAGAAGCCUUUUGGCAUGUAUUCAGACCUGUCUCUGUUGCCGGAGAGCUGGAUCAGGGGGAAACGGUAUGGAGAGCCAUCCGGGAUACAGAGCACUGAUGAUAGGCUCCCCUCUGCUGCUUCUUUUGGGUCUUUUUCUGUCAACAUCUCCAGCAGAACAGGAGAAAGCAGCAGCUCUGCGGUGGCGGGACAAUCCAAGCCAGGCGGUCAGACCCACAAGAUCUGUUUGGUGUGUUCGGACGAGGCCUCGGGAUGCCACUACGGGGUUGUCACCUGCGGCAGCUGCAAGGUGUUUUUCAAGAGGGCCGUUGAAGGAUGGAGAGCACGACAAAACACAGAUGGCCAGCACAACUACCUGUGCGCAGGGAGGAAUGACUGCAUCAUUGAUAAGAUCCGCAGGAAGAACUGUCCAGCCUGCCGCUUCAGAAAAUGUCUUCAAGCCGGAAUGAACUUGGAAGCGAGGAAAAACAAGAAGAUGAUCAAGAUGAAAGUGCCACGGCCCCCUGGGCCAGCAGAGCCCCUUCCCAACAUGCCUGUUCCAGUCAUACCCAGGUGCAUGCCCCAACUUGUGCCCACAAUGCUGUCUGUGCUCAAGGCCAUCGAACCAGAGAUCAUCUACUCAGGCUAUGACGGCACACUGCCGGACACUUCCUCACGGCUCAUGACCACCCUCAACAGGCUGGGGGGUCAGCAGGUCAUCUCUGCAGUCAAGUGGGCCAAGUCAUUGCCAGGCUUCCGCAACCUGCACCUUGAUGACCAGAUGACAUUGCUGCAGUGCUCCUGGCUCUUCCUCAUGUCUUUCAGUCUCGGUUGGAGGUCAUACGAGCAGUGCAACGGUAGCAUGCUCUGCUUCGCACCCGAUCUCGUCAUCAACAAAGAGCGCAUGAAGCUGCCCUUUAUGACCGACCAGUGCGAGCAGAUGCUGAAGAUCUGCAAUGAGUUUGUCAGACUGCAGGUGUCUUAUGAUGAGUACCUGUGCAUGAAGGUGCUGUUGCUGCUCAGUACAGUACCGAAAGACGGCCUGAAGAGCCAGGCAGUUUUUGAUGAGAUCCGGAUGACAUAUAUAAAGGAGCUGGGGAAAGCUAUCGUCAAGAGAGAGGAGAAUGCAAGUCAGAACUGGCAGCGUUUCUACCAGCUAACUAAGCUACUGGACUCCAUGCAAGAGAUGGUCGAGGGCCUUCUACAGAUCUGCUUCUACACCUUUGUGAAUAAAACCCUCAGUGUGGAAUUCCCAGAGAUGCUGGCAGAGAUCAUCACCAACCAGAUACCAAAAUUCAAAGAUGGGAGCGUCAAGCCUCUGCUGUUUCAUCAGAAAUGACUGCCUUAAACUGUGAAUCAAUGCCUUAAAAAUCCUGCCCUGCACCUGUACCUCUCUGGGGCCCCAAGCAUUUGCUUAUCCUGCCUCUCCCUCAUCGCUCUGGUUCAAUUCCUCGUUUUUCCUAGGACCCCUCUAGGAAUUCUGCCACACCCCUCCUUCCCCUCAGGCCUCAGCCAUUCAGCCUAAUCUCGGAGCACAACACCUGUGGCCUCUAUCCCCUAUUCCAGUCCUAGGUUUGCAGAACUUCAGUAGGAAAUCCUACUGCCAACUUGUAGCCCUUCCUCUUGGCUCGCCAAGAAGGAUUUGGCCUCUGAAUGUCUCUUGAGCAGGAUGCAUUUUAGGUACUUUUUCCAGGACCCUUACCUUCUCCUUCCUCCACCCAUGGCCCUAUCCUCAGAUUUCUAAUGCUUUCUUAUGACGGCCAUCUGCCUCUUACUCUCUCCUGUCUCCAGAGUUUAACUGCAGUUUUUACUGAGAAGCCAACAAACAGCUUUUCCCCUCAUCAACAUGACACCUAAUAUGCUUUAGAACUUGCCAGGAUUACCGGUUCAAGCCUAGAGUUCCUCUGCUCACCUGCCUAGCUUCUCUCCGUUUGCUGCCUCCCAGCUUCACUGCGCAGAGAAUGUUCACUUUUUGGGGUUUCCAGAAGAUUGUCGGUGAUGACGAGGAUAAAGAAAAACACACAAAAAUAUUGCAAACAUACAGGAAAGAACCUUAUUUUUCUUCUGGACCCAAGGACAGAACUGAACUGUUUGCAGUUGUGAAUCAGCUAUUGCUUUGGAAAUUACUAGAAUCUGAUUUAUAUACCAGUGGAAGAAAAAAAAAAAAAACAACUACAAAACAAACAAAAAAAAAAAUUCUCCAGUUAUGUUAUGCAGACACACCUUUCUGACCACACAAGCAGAAGUCACACUUGUACACACACACAUUCACACACACACACACACACACACACACACACACACACACACACACACACACACACACACAUUCACACACACACACACACACACACACACACACACACACACACACACACACACACACACACAAAGUAUAAGCAGACAAACUUUCGCUCAGCCAAAUGUUUACACAGGAUGUAUCUGAGGGAAAACCAGUGCCUUUUAGUUUUCAAGCUUUUCAUAGCCAUCCUCUCAAAACCUUUGUAUUUGCAUAACAAUCUAAUGUUGACAACCUUCUACAUAUUUUAGCUGUUUUAGUUUUUCCACGCUGGCAAUUUCUGUUUUCUUUCCAAGCUGCCAUUUUUGGUGUUUUUAAUGUGGGAAGCUCUCUCUCUCUCUGUUCCAAUUUCCAGAUGUGCAUGUUAGGAAGACAGCCUAUGGUACAGAUUAGAAAGUAUGAGAGCAGCAUGAAAUGUACAAAAUCUUAUUAGUUUAUUAUUAUUAUUAUAAGUCUUGAAAAGUUUGAUAAUCCACUGAAAAAACAAACAAAAAAUAGAAAAUUAUGAGAAAAAGUCCCAAAACACAUUUUGUGUGUUGCUCUUUUAACCAAGUAUAUUUGAUAUAUAUACUGUAUCUGCUAAUCAGUAUUAAAUUACAUUUAAAGUUACAGUACCCAGAUUGUAUCGAUAAAUGUAAUGAAUACACAUGCAAAUCCUUUUUCUUGAACAUGCUUCUAGAAGCUGCGACCAGCUUUGUGCUGAAUGGAUACCACUGGAAUUGAAACACAUAUCUGAUGUUUUGGAUUAUUUGGAGUUUGAUUGAAUUAAACAUUGGAUUUAAAUCAUAGGAAAAACCAGCGAUUGUGAAAUCUGAUAAUUGGAAUGAUGAAUGUUUACGAACUUUAGUGAUUUAUUCCGAUGCAAAUGCACAAAUGGGUUUUUUUUUUUUUUUUAUCAAUCACAUUUGAAAAACACAUCCAAGGUGUCAGAAGAAAAAUAGCCAUAAUGAUUCAAGUAAACUGUUCUUUCACUGCCAGCUGCAUUCAUACUGAUGUUAAAGUUUAGGAAAUGGUUUCAUGCAAAUAUUUUUAAAAUGUGAUUUCAUGGAGCUACACUUGGAGUGACUUACCAAGCCAGAUUCCUUGUCCUCACCUCAGAAAUGACAUAAAGGCCACACAUGAAUGGAAAUAAUUUGUUGUUUUGCAUUGGAACCUAACAGGAGUACUGGGAUUAAGAAUGGUUAGGUUUGUAGAUCAGGAAUCAUGACCACAAAAAGUAUUUGGAGGUUGAACUGAUUCAGUCUGCAAUCUUCAGACACAAUCAAUCUAACCAUGUGCUCUUGAUAGGAAAACCAAAGGCAUAGGAAAAAAAGUAUUGCUUCACUCAAAAUACCAUUUUAGUUGGAAUAUACCCUUUAAUGAGUUUCACCUCUGCUUGCACAAACAGGAUCAUUAAAGGUGGAGUCUGCGAUUUUAAACCAAUAUACGCGUUCCGUUUCUAGGCUAAAAAAGGAAACUGGUGUUUGGUCACAGCUUUGGCUCUGUAAAUGAGAAAGAAAGUGGCUUGAAACGAUCCACACAAUGAUAUCUGAGCAUGUCUUGUCCAUGUUUGUGUACAAGAGAGGUGGGAAAAGUGGGAAGUGGGAAUAAGACGGACAGUAAAUCUAGUACAUGCUAAUAGGCAAAAUAUCAACAAUCUUUCUCCAGAAUCGCAGACUCCGCCUUUAAGUUGAUGAGCUCAACAUGGCUAAAAAAGAUACAGAAAAUAUAUAAAUAUACAGUAUAUAUUUGUUUUCUAUGUUAAAUGUGAAAAUAGAUCCAUACUUGAUGGAACCUCUAUUUUCAUCUCUAAAGUUAGAAUAUUGUUAAAAGAAGCUGCAGUUUAGUCCAUAUUAUUUGCAAAUCAAGCUCAGGCUAUGAGUGAUUUACAUCACUUGGAUGUGUUCCACUAGUGCCAAAUGUAAUGGUAAGUUUAUACGUUUUUUUUUUUUCCUGGAGAUGUGAAAGAAUACUUAUUCACUUCUGAUUUGACAUUACGUAGUUGUUGUAAUUUUGCAGGGUGCUCAUUUAUGAGAAGAAUCUUCAUUGUCACACCUACACCAGCUUAAAAGUACUGAUUGUUAUCAUGCGAGUCCGUGUAUGACCGACUUUGUUUUUAUUUUAUUGGAGAUCUACCAAAAUAAUACUGUAUUUUUGAAAUUGCAAAGUAAGCCGUAACUUCUGCUGAUGUCAAACAGGUGUUGGUCAGCAUUUGUAAUGUGAAAACAUGUUCAUACCAGCUUAUGUGAUGGCCAAAGCAAAACGCAUUUACAGCGCAGUUAGACAUUGGCUUUUGUGUAAACACAGUGCCCGCCCUCCUCACUCUCCCCAACCACCUCCCGUAGCAGUUGUACUUUUUUCCUCAGUGCUUCUUGUAGCUUUCUGCCAGGCCUCUCUGCCUAAAAUGUCGACAGUAUAGAUUUUCAGCUGUUUACUCUGAAUAAUUCUCAUCCCUCCGCAGCGCAUAACUCUGAAUGCCAGUUAAUAGACCAGGUAGCAGGUUGCCAUAGAGACCGGUCAUUUAUAUGUUACUUACAGCUAACAGCAAAACAGGCUCUGGAAGCACACAAGCCACUAUUCAAUAAGAGCCAUCUUUUUUUGUGUUUUUUUUUCUUUUUUUAAAUCAGCCAUUCUGUUAAAGGGUGGACACUGGCAGCGAGGUUGUUUCAUAUACGGUGCAGGCCUUCACCUCCAUCCGCUAAACUCAGUCUUGUGGCCUUGUGCUAUAAAGAAAACGGGCUCGACGCUGCUCGUGUCACUGUGUGUGUGUUGGUUAUUCUGGGGAAGAUUAGACUAAACUGCGUAUUUGUUUGGGUAACCUGCAUCCAAUAUUACAGUUGUUCACUGAUGGCGGCGCGUCAGAAAACCAGCUUUAACAUGUAGAUGUAACCAUAUCCCUGCUCAUUUCUAAACGACUAUAGAUGUACAUAGCAACGCUGACAUAUCCCGUGCAAUGUAAAAAAUGUCUAUUAUUACAAAAAUAUUUUUUAACAUAACCUCUAUACUCGUAUACACUUUUUUCUCUUUUACCUUUCAACUACAUGUUCGACUAAAGGCCUUGCGAAAGGGAGACAGAGAGCCAUAGAAAUAAGAUUUCAAAUCAGGAAAUAGAUGUACCCUUAACAAAUAUCAAUGCUUUUGGAGAUUGAUCUAUUGUAAAAAAUAAAUAAAUAGGAUAAUAUUUUCUGUGAUUUUGAAUACAUCAGCUUGAUCCUCUUUGAUAUGACUAAUUUUACUCAAUCAUUUUUGUACAUUGAACGAGUCAAGAAAGUAAAUAUUUUUCUGUUUGUUGGUUUGUGUUUGAUAAAGGUAGGCGUGUUGCAUACAUUAGGAAGUGUUAAACAUGGUUGUCUUGUGAAAUAAAUGUAAAUUCUACAAGUUAAUGGAAAAGUCGACAUGAAAAGUCACUGUGUUUUUAAAAAUGAUAAGGAAAUGGGGGAGGGAUGGAAGGUGAGAAAGACUGGAGGAGAUUUUUGAGUUCUAGAAAAGUGACCAAAGCAGAGGAGAAAAAAAAAUAACAAAAGAAGUAUUCAAGCAGUUACAUUUUGAGUAGCACUUACUAUCCGACUUCUAGUACUUCUUGUUUUAUUUUAAAGAUGUCUUUUGUAAAGGUCUAGGCUUUGGAUCCCAUGUAUAUUGCUGUGAGGAUUUACUGGUCACUUUAACAAUAGAAAACAAACAAACAAAAAAAAGAUGAAUCUCUGUGUGAAAGCAAAUUUACCAGAGCCUGACAGAAUUGCACUACCCUCAUAUUGGUUGAUAUAGUCUAUUUUGUAUAAAAUACAUGCAAAUAUUAUCUUUAAAGAUUAAGGGCAGAUCAUGUUUCACUGGUAUAUAUGGCUAUGGCUUUCACUGAAGUCUGUUUUGUUCGUAUUUCAGUUAUGUAAAUGUAAUCCGAUGUAAAAGAAACAAAAACAACAAAAAAUAUAAAAUGUUUGUUUAAAAAAAACAAAAUAGUUUGUAUUACUUCUGUAUUACACCUCCUCUGUAGUCAGUGUCGAUAUUUUCACCUAUUUGAUUAAAUGUUGAAUUAAGUUAUCUGUGUUGUUCUCUGACAUUGAGUUUGGCAUCGUGUCAGAUGAUGUUUUUGUCAUCGCUGGUUGAAAGUGGAAAAUUGGAAGAACUGAUUUCUCUUUAGUUCAAACAUCUUACACAAUAAAGUUUCCUGUUUUUCAACACUUA
Messenger RNA from Amphiprion ocellaris (clown anemonefish), 8060 nucleotides. RefSeq names its product glucocorticoid receptor. The record is from RefSeq and is a predicted model, not a curated record. The coding region runs from base 507 to 2939 and encodes 810 amino acids. Lineage: Eukaryota; Metazoa; Chordata; Actinopteri; Pomacentridae. Gene Ontology annotation, biological process: regulation of DNA-templated transcription. Gene Ontology annotation, molecular function: sequence-specific DNA binding; zinc ion binding; DNA-binding transcription factor activity. The transcript is spliced from 10 exons.